Symbiodinium sp. CCMP2592 is the source of this 1758-nucleotide messenger RNA. The record is from the annotation of a GenBank genome assembly. Lineage: Eukaryota; Dinophyceae; Suessiales; Symbiodiniaceae.
AUGGCCAGUGGAUCCAAGCAGGGCAACGAUGGCAGAGAAGGCUUGGACCCAAAACGGCGUCGGUGCCUCCUCGAAGAUCCCGAUGUGCAGGCUUUGCUGCGGGAGGAAGGCCAGAAGCGCGAUGCUCUGCCACCUCUCCUCCAGGAAACGUUCUAUGUGAAUGAUCCAAUCCAUGGUUUGAUCUGCCUGCCUGGGGUCGUGAAGCUUUUCGUGGACUCCAUGGAGUUUCAGCGCAUGCGCUUCAUUAAGCAGCUGGGCAUCUGCGAAUGGGUGUUUCCAGGCGCAACGCACAACAGAUUCUUCCACUCCAUUGGCACGGCCUACCUUUCUUGGGAGAUGAUCCGCGGGCUUCAGAGCCGCCAGCCGGAGUUACAGAUCUCGAACCGCGAUCUCGCCUGCGUAACUUUGGCAGGCCUUUGCCACGAUCUCGGGCACCCGUGCUUCUCCCACAUGUUCGAGGUCUUCAUGCACCAGCUGGGCCACGAGAGGUGGAGCCACGAACAGGCCUCCGUCGUUCUCGUCAAGGAGUUGCUGAGGCGCUUUUGGCCACGGCUGUCUUCAGAGCUGGGCCUCGGCUCUGAUGCGGAGGGAGACGACCAGCAGCUCAUCCAGGAGCUCAUCGAUCCUCCGAAGGCCGAGAUGGAGAAGCUGAAGGAGGGCAAGAGGCUGAAGGAGGAGUGGGCCAGCGUCCUCAAGGGGCGGACUGUGGACAAGGCAUGGAUUUACGAGAUCGUUAGCAACUGGCGGACGGGCAUCGACGUCGACAAGUUCGACUAUUUCAGGCGCGAUGCCCUCUUCCUCGGUAUUGGUCGGCAGCACGAUCACAACCGCUACAUGAAGUCCGUCAAGGUGAUCGUGGACGAGGACGGGCUGACAACCAUCUCGCCGCCGGAGAAGGACAAGGACCACAUCAGGGAGAACAUUUUGGAGCUACGCAAGACACUGCAUCGGUUCGCCUACCAGCACAAGACGGUGAAGAAGUUGGAGCAGCACAUGAUUGACAUUCUGAUGCUUUUCAACAAGCAUGCCACGGUGACUGGAACAAACAACCGCCGAAUGACCAUCGCGGAAGCUGCCCUUGAAGUGGACCUCGUGGCGUACCCCAAGCUCACAGACAUGCUGGUGGAGACCAGGCUGCUGGAAGCAGAGGAGGAAGGCCUGAAAGCAGCCUGCCAGUUGUAUCAGAAGACCUUCAUCCAGAGGAAGCUGAUGAGAAACGUCCUGAUCUGGUGGCUGCCUCCUGCAGAGGAAGUCGCACAGCGCCUUCCCACUACGCAGCAGUUCCUUCGUGAGAUGUGGGAGCUGUACGACCAAUCCGGCCCAUCCAGGCCAUCCAGAGACUUUGCCAGAGAUGAAGUGCGAUGCGUAGAUGCGAAGCUCCACUACGGCAUGAAGCAGGUGGACCCGAUCAAGAAGAUUGUCUUCCAUGACAAGCAAGGGCAGCCACGCCUUUUCGAGGAUCAUGAUGCAAAUCCACUGCGUCAGAAGUUCUUUGUGCUCUGGAGCCCCCCCGACGAGUUGGAGCAAUCGGACGUGCCGCAAAGGCUGUCCAUGGCAGCCAUGGGGGUGGCAUCGAAGUACACCACGGAGCCGGAGACAACGCCCGUCUCUCCGCUUCGGCGCAAAAGCAGGUCCGGCGACCUCGAGGCGUCGCCGCCGCCUUCCACGCCCAAGGUCCGGCUUCGGCAGAAGAGGCAGCUGCAGGUGGAGUCCUCCUAUCCUGUGAGUACGGAGAUCUUCGAGAGGAAGCUGGAUUGA